CCACCCAAGCCCUAACAUGCUCUCCAGGCGUGUACAUGGUGCUGCCGCAAUAGAAAUACACAUCUACUGGUAAUAGAGCGUUUUUUUUGGUCGUCGUAGUAAAGUAGGGAUUACAUUACCAAAUCAGUUCGAAGGUCCGACAUUCUUUAUUUAAACGAGCUCCUCGUGUUUUGAGUAUUUCAAACGGGUCCCGCUAGAAGGAGCAACAUAAAAGGGGCGGGUGCGAUUCAUUACUGGCUCCAGUCCGGUGCAACACCUCAGCUAAUCUGACGUUACAGUCUGGUGAGACAUACUGUCACUGAGCCUGCCAGGUGAACAGCUCAUGUGGACGAACACUAGCGAUUAAAUCAUUAUUUACGGUAUUUUUUAUAGCUAUAUGUGUCUUUCCUAACACCGAGGUGUCACGCGGGUGAUAUUGCGCUGUCAAUUAUUUGACUUUCUUUAAAAAAAAAUAUAUAUAUAUAUAUAUAUAUAUCUGUAUUUAUUCCAUUGGCUUGUUGGAUAACAUUAGCUUGUUAGCAAGAUAGCUAGUUGAACAACCAUGUCGGAUAACCAGAGCUGGAAUUCUUCGGGUUCCGAUGAAGACGUGGAGACGUCGGAGUCGGGAGUCGGGCAGCCAGUUGUUGGUGUCGCGGAGCUCGGUGGAAUCAUCAGCAAGUGGACUAACUACAUCCACGGCUGGCAGGAUCGCUGGGUGGUCCUGAAGAACAACACUCUGAGCUACUACAAGUCUCAGGACGAGAGAGAGUUCGGCUGCAGAGGGUCCCUGUGUCUCAGCAAGGCUGUCAUCACUCCCCAUGAGUUUGACGAGUGCAGGCUGGAUGUCAGUGUUAACGACAGCGUGUGGUACCUGAGGGCCACAGACCCGGAACACAGACACCAAUGGAUCAACUCCAUCGAACUACACAGGAGUCUAAGAGAGGGGAGGAUAGACAGUGGAGUCAUCCAGAGGACAUCACUAGUCCCUCCAGCAGCAGUGUGUUUAAUGGCGGAGUCUGGGUAUGGGUCAGAACCCAGUCUGAGGAGACAUGGCUCCAUGCUGUCUCUCACGUCUGCUACCAGCGGCUACUCUGCCACAUCCACAUCCUCCUUCAAGGGUCACAGCCUGAGAGAGAAGCUGGCGGAAAUGGAGACGUUCAGAGACAUCCUGUGCAGACAAGUGGACACGCUGCAGAAGUACUUCGACGGCUGCUCCGACGCUGUCUCCAAGGAUGAGCUGCAGAGAGACAAAGUUGUUGAGGAUGAUGAGGAUGAUUUCCCCAACACUCGGUCAGACGGAGAGUUCAUCCACAACAACAACGGCAGCAAGGAGAAGCUGUUCCGAUCUCUGAGCCCUAAGGGCAUCAAUGGAAUAGACUUUAAGGGCGAGGCGAUCACGUUUAAGGCCACCACAGCUGGGAUUUUGUCCACCCUGUCCCACUGCAUCGACCUGAUGGUGAAGAGAGAGGACAGCUGGCAGAAGCGACUGGACAAGGAGACGGAAAAGAGGAGGAGGAUAGAGGAGGGCUACCACUCCGCUCUCUCUGAGCUCAAGAAGAAGUCUCACUUUGGGGGGCCUGAUUACGAGGAGGGGCCUAACAGCCUGAUCAAUGAGGAUGAGUUUUUCGAUGCCGUUGAAGCCGCUCUUGACAGACAAGACAAGAUGGAGGAACAGUCUCACACCGAGAAGUCGCGGAUACAGAGAUCCAGUCCAGUUCCCCCGGGAGAUGUCUACUCCACCAUAGGAUCACACAGAUUCGCUGACAAGGUGGAGGAGAUGGUGCAGAAUCACAUGACCUACUCGCUGCAGGAUAUGGGCGGGGACGCCAACUGGCAGCUGGUGGUGGAGGAGGGGGAGAUGAAGGUGUACAGGAGGGAGGUAGAGGAGAAUGGUAUUGUCCUGGACCCACUGAAGGCCACCCAUUCUGUGAAGGGAGUCACGGGACAUGAGUUGUGUCACUACUUCUGGGACACGAACGUACGCAACGACUGGGAGACCACCAUUGAGAACUUCAACGUUGUGGAGAUGUUAUCGGACAACGCUGUAAUCGUCUAUCAGACACACAAGAGGGUGUGGCCAGCAUCCCAGAGAGACGUGCUGUACUUGUCUGCUAUGAGGAAGAUCCUGGCUAAUAACGAGAACGACCCAGACACCUGGCUGGUCUGCAACUUCUCUGUGGACCACGACAACGCCCAGCCCACCAACAGGUGUGUUCGUGCCAAAAUCAACAUUGCCAUGAUAUGCCAGACCCUGGUUAGCCCACCAGAGGGCGACCGAGAGAUCAGCAGAGACAACCUUACCUGUAAAAUCACCUACGUCGCCAAUGUGAACCCAGGAGGCUGGGCUCCUGCCUCAGUUCUGAGGGCUGUGGCCAAGAGGGAGUACCCCAAGUUCCUCAAACGCUUCACCAGCUAUGUCCAGGAGAAGACAGCCGGGAAACCUAUCCUCUUCUGAGUCUCACAGGACUCGCAGCACCCCUGUCCACACAACAGACUGUUCCGAACAUUGAGUACCAUUUCAACCCAACUCUAGCUAGCCAUCAUGCUAAGUGCUAGGGUACAGCUAGGCCUUUUCAGACUAGCUUCCAUGCAAGCUCUCUUGCUAGGUCUUCAGCUAGCUUCAAUAUAAGGCCUCAUGCUAGCUUCAAUGCUAGUUUCCCAUUCUAUACCUCAUGCUAGCUUCCUAUACUAGCUCUCAUGCUAGUUUCCUAUGCCAGGUCUUAUGCUAGGUCCUUCGCUAAUUCUCAUGCUAGUUCUUAUGCUAGCUCCCAUGCUAGUUUCAUUAGCUAAUGCAGAAAGACCUAUGUCAAUUGUGAGAGAUAUUAAUAUAUAAAUGUACGUUUGUGUUAUAAGAAAUUUAUAAGAAAGCAGUUUAAGACUGGAAGACAAAACAUUACUCUAUUUUAGUCCUGCUUUUUGUAGUCCUUUUUUAAGAGAUGGAGUUUGUUCCGAUUUUCUGUUGAUUUAGCUUUUUAUAAUAAUCAGUGGUGUUACAGCUUAUUCUCAUGCUGCUAAUUUUCUUAGUACAACUAAAUCAGAUCGCCUUUUUUCCAGAAUGAUCGUCUUGUUUGUAAGAAACAAAAAAACGACAAAAUUCCAGAGGGCUGUCAUUGAACUAUGACCCCUAUGACAUUUUCUUCUGUCUCUCUGAUGAAAACACUACUUUGCUGGUGCUGAUGGAGGGACAAGGCUAAAAGUUAUUUUAUUUUCAAAUGUUGGAAAUGUAUUAAAUCUUCACAUUUCUUUAUUUUGGGGUUGUACUUGGGUUUCAGUGUUAUACUAUAACACAAUUUUGAUUUGGGAUUUUAGAUAUCUGGAUUAUAACUGUAUAUAAUGUCAACAACCAUUUCUGCUUCACAGCCAGCUGUAAAAAUGUUUGCAAAUGCUUUUUGUGACUGAAUUGACUCUAUGCCUUAGACUGGGGGAGAUAAUACAAUACGUUUUGGGUAGGGGAGAGGGUGCUGAUAGACAUUACACCCAUAUGAAAUCACUAGAGACGUGCCAAGGGCCUAGUUCCAAUACCUGAUUACCGUCCCUUUCUCUCCUGACGAUCCCUGAUAUGACUGAGUGGGAAUCUUAAACUUGACCCGUACUUAACCAAUCCGGAUGAUGUCAGAGCAGUUAUUAGUAGGAAGGGAAGAAGUAAGGAGGUCCUUUUUAAGCAAGGCAUAGGUAGCAAACUCAUUCCAUGGAGGGCCUAGUGUCUGCAGGUCUUUGUUUUUUUCCUUUCAAAUAAGACCUAGAGGACCAGGUGAGGAGUUCUUUACUAAUUAGUGACCUUAAUUAAUCAAGGGAGGAGCGGGAAAAACCCCAGACACUCUGCCCUCUGUUUAGACAGUUUCUACAUUUUACAGCAGACUGAUGCUUUGUCGCCUGCUGGGUACUUCAGGUCAAAACAAUGAUGGUCUCCACAUAGUGAAGACUUGUCUUUUAAUUUCAGAUAGACUACCUAUUUAUAUGAACUAAGGGGUUAAUACGAUGACUAAUUCAUUUCAUAACCCCCUUUUUAGUUCAAACAUUGUGAUAUUGCAAUCAGAGGAGGAGCUAUAUGCCAAUCAACUGUUCUGUCCAAUGGAGAGAUUGGUUCAAAUCCUUAGAGGAUGAUGGUGUGGCCUGUAUGCUGGCUUUCAUUCCAACUGAUCCUUGAUUUGGUCAAGUGAUUUUAAAUUAUGUUCACCCCUUUGUGAAGAAGUCCAAUAAGUUAUUUCUAGACUAAUGUAUAAAGCCACGUGGAGAAAUACCUGGUUAGAAAGACACUUUAUAGGCUGGUUUCCCAGACUCAGAUUGAGCCGACUUCUGGACUAAAAGCAUGUUCUACAUACAUUUUAGUCCUGGAAUCAGCAUAAUGUGGGUCUCGCAAACUGUCGCAAUAAAGAUGUCCCUCUCCUACGAAUGAAGAUACAUUUGCACUGAAUGUAAAAUGUUUGGAAAAUCGUGUAAAUAAAAGUGUUCACACUAAAGCUGUUGGGAUUGACUUAACUGUACUGUGAAAUUCUGGCGCUUAUGUAGUCCUGUUUUAGAAAGAAAAGUUUGACAUUUCUCCAGUCUGGUGUGCUUUGAAUCAUUGUUUUCCCUCUUCUCUCAGGUUCUCAAAACUCAGGAUUUCACUAAUUGUGCAGAAUGCCAAACAGUCAGGGUUUUGAUUGGAAACAUAUUGCAUUAGUGUUUGUUUUUGUGACUAAAUACAUUUGAGUAGAAAACCAGUUGACAGUGACAUGGAUUCCAACACAAGCUGUAAGGCCAAGCGUCCCAACAAUCAAUAGGUCACUAGCGAGCUACUUUGUAAUUUAUUUUAUUGCAAUCAUGAAACCUUGUCAUUUUCCAAUAAAUAAAGUAAAUUUCUAUUGUUGGA
Messenger RNA from Oncorhynchus gorbuscha (pink salmon), 4831 nucleotides. RefSeq names its product ceramide transfer protein-like. Gene Ontology annotation, cellular component: Golgi apparatus. Gene Ontology annotation, biological process: ER to Golgi ceramide transport. Gene Ontology annotation, molecular function: phosphatidylinositol-4-phosphate binding. The transcript is spliced from 16 exons. The record is from RefSeq and is a predicted model, not a curated record. Lineage: Eukaryota; Metazoa; Chordata; Actinopteri; Salmoniformes; Salmonidae. Bases 542 to 2434 code for a protein of 630 amino acids.